CUAGUAUUAUGGCGCCCCCUUCUGAAAACAACUGCUCUACUUCAGCUUCAUUUUAUGAUUCGAUUGGACUACACUUGGAUACAGAUAUUAGGUGAGCAUAAACUUUUUAGUUUUCAUGUGAUUUGAUUGUGAUAUGAAAUGUUUUUGCUCAAAUGGCAAAGACAUCUGAAAAGACUGUUUAAAGACACUUUGUAGUUAAUCUACUUCAUGAUAUUUUUCCCAUUUCCAUAAAGGCAUAUUAUUUUACACCCAAAAGUGUGUAUGUACAGUAUGUUUUUUUUUUUAUUCUACUACUUACUUAGUACCUACUUAGGUACUUACUAUAAGUGCUUGAAUUGCCAAUGUUCAGACAAUAAAAUUAAUGUUUCUCAUAACCCUGCUCCUGGCAACACAAUGUGAUCUGCUCGUCCCCUUUUUGCUUUGAUUUUAUCAGGGCUCCGGUAAUCAGGUGAAUUGAAUUAUGACAAAUCUUUGCCAAAGCCGUGAGUCGUGAGGCUUGAUUUACAGUACGUGGUGGCAUUAGCUGUGUGUAGAAGAUUAGGCAGCGCACAGAGCUUAGUUGAAGUGUUAUUUACUGCUCUCUGCUUCCUCACUCUGCAGUCAGGGAAGUCAGCUCCACUGGGACAACUUCUAAUGGCUAUGACUUUGCAAGAAUGAUGAUGUGUGGUAUGAAGUUGCUGGUCGGUUUCCAGAUCCGUUUGCAGAUUCUUCUCAGGAAUUGACGACAUCAAAAGAUGGACACCAUGAACUUUUAUCCACUGCUGCUGUUGUCAUUGCUUGGGUCCUUCCAGAGAGGAAUUUCUCAGUGGCCUGGAUGGAUUGGAGAGGUGGAAGGUAGUGGUAAGAUCUCCUAUGAUACCAGUAUAAUGUUAUUUUUGGGACAGGGCUCAUUGCAUUGUGGGAACAGUUCUUCUGGAUCCCGAGAUAACAAUAACGUCUCCAACAAUAACAUCUUUCUUAAUGUUGAAUUUGCAGUUUGAAGAGCAUUUCCAGUUUGGGGUCUGCAACUUUGUUUUUGCUGUAGGUGAAACAGAAUGGAUUCCCGAGCCGGAUUACAUAGAUGACACAUAUUGGUCUGGGUCAGCACCCCUUUGUUUUGGAGGCUGUAUGGCGCUUCACCAGGAGGUGAGGACAGAUCGCUGUGGGGACUCGAGCUGCUGCUGGCUCGGCUACAAGUCCCUGUGCAGAGUGAACUGUGGGAGACCAGAUGUGGACUACAAUGGCGUAGUGUACGGUAACGACUGGUGGGUGGGCUCUGUGGUGAGGUAUGCCUGUCGCUCUGGCUUCAUGCUGGUGGGAAAUCCUACCAGAUAUUGCCAGCCUAAUGGUCUGUGGACGCCAAAACCAACCUGCCUCCGAAUGUGUCAGAGGGGACGCAUUGAAAUAAGUGAAAGGGAACUAAAUGGGACGUGCAACUCCACCUGCGCAUAUAAGAGCUACUUUGGCCCGCCCAAACAAGGCUGCACCCGGAUAGACAACUGCAAGAAGAAGGAGACGGGCUGGAAGCGGUUCUUUACGCAGUGUGUCCCUUGCGUUUGUGACUGCGCUUUAUCAUGUGCAACAGUUGGCUGAAACAUGGAGAAGACAUUACAUUGACUGUACAGUGAGAUAGAUGAAGAGGACAUACACAGACAGCUUGUACACCGCAGAGCCACACUAUGUUUUUGCUGCUUCAUCCAGUUGUGUGGAGAAAUCAGUGCACCAAAAUCUUUAAUCUCUCUAGUACACUGAAGCCAACUACUGUAUAAAGGAUUUUACACUAUGACAAGAACAUUUCAGAUCCCUCUGAGCCGGUGGUGAAUUAUAAGCAAAGCAGAACUCCUAAAUUAAUCCGUGUGAUGUAGAGUGGUGAAAGGGUCAGAAAAGAAACGUGAGGUGAAUUUUACUUAUUUAAAACAGCUGUUGGGUCAAAUAAUUAUUUGAAAUAUAAAAUAAAAAAAAUUACCUGAAGUGCCAAGUGGUGAGUUCUGUUUUUAAUAAGAAUCUCAUUUUGAGAAAGCAAUAAUUGUUGUUCACAGGACAGGAUUUGGUAGCUCAGACAGCAUUCUCUGAUCGGCUGAAAUAUUGUUAUACCUGUAUAUAUUAUAACUCAUGUCACAAAUUCCACCACCUGGGAAUACUGAACAUACCUUAUUUAACAUGUGUCCCUGAACAUUCUUGUGUUGUCUAAGAGAAAGGGAGAAAUAAAGGUAAAGACAAGGAGAGAGGUCGGUGAAACCACAGAGAUUAACAUCUCAUCGCUCCUCCUCUCAGUCCAUCUGUCCUGGAAGGAGCUGAAACUUUAAUCUUGUUGCAAAGGAGGAGCUUUGGUCAGGAAGCUGAGGGGUCAGCGUAAACACAGAGUGUUGUGGACCUUUAUAAGCAAACUGUUUUUAUAGGUAGUAUACUAUGUACAUGUUUCAAUAUUUAUUGUGGAAAAAUGGCACAAAAAAUCAUUUUUGUUGUAAAAUAAAAUCUUUAUUUUUAUAUAGAUGGACUGUGUAAAUGUGACAUGAUGUGUGGUGCAUUUGAAAGGAAUAAAAAGAACAGAAAAAAUAA
Messenger RNA from Seriola aureovittata, 2538 nucleotides. RefSeq names its product CUB and sushi domain-containing protein 1. The coding region runs from base 961 to 1572 and encodes 203 amino acids. The record is from RefSeq and is a predicted model, not a curated record. NCBI's taxonomy places the organism in Eukaryota, Metazoa, Chordata, Actinopteri, Carangiformes, Carangidae. The transcript has 4 exons.